ACGCCAUUACGUGAGAAAUGAAUUAAGCGUCAUCCAUUCGGCUGCAACUUCGAUCCUAAAGCGGCGCGCGGCAUUUUUAUUUUAUUUUUCCCCUUUCUCUAGCUUCAACUAUACAUACUGUUUAAUUCUAUAACAAUGGCGCGAAGCAUACCCUUCUGCACAGUUCCCACUUGUCUGCUUUUUCUCACCGGACUGUGUUAUCGAGUAGCUGCCGACGGGCUGCUGAACGAAGAGGUGAAACGAACAGUGGACCUGAGCACGCACCUUGCUAAGAUAACUGCAGAGAUUCUUCUGUCAAACCAGGGAGACUCGGCGGUACAUAGCUUUAUCUUGGCAGUAGAGCCCGACUUGGCCCCCAACCUUGCGUACGUCGGAGCAUCGGUGAAGGGUGAUGAAGAGGAGGAUGGCAUACUUGAGCUCAAGCAGACAAUGAUCCAAGGCCAAAGUGGGGAGUUCUACAAGGUGCAGUUACCCUCCAGUCUGGGCGUUGGCGCUAAGCUGCGAGUGAAGGUGGAGACAGUCCUGAGCCACAUUCUGAGGCCCUUUCCCACCCACAUCACCCAGGAUGAGCGUCAGCUGGUGGUGUUCCAGGGCAACCACUACCUGUACUCUCCAUACCCCACCCGCAGCCAGACCACCCGUGUCCGCCUUGCCUCUAAGACUGUGGAGAGCUACACCAAGCUGGGCAACCCCAGCAAGAGUGAUGAGGCCAUUGAGUACGGCCCCUUCCGUGAUGUCGCCCCAUUCAGUGAGGAUGCCCUGAAGGUCCAUUAUGAGAACAACACCCCCUUCCUCACCAUUAGCAGCAUCACCCGCAUCAUUGAAGUCUCUCAUUGGGGAAACAUUGCUGUGGAAGAGACCAUCGACAUGAGGCACACAGGGGCAUUCCUGAAAGGGCCUUUCUCCCGUUAUGACUACCAGCGCCAGUCUGACAGUGGCAUCUCAUCAGUCAAAUCCUUUAAGACCAUCCUUCCUGCCUCAGCACAGGAUGUGUACUACCGGGAUGAGAUUGGCAACAUCUCCACCUCCCACCUCCAGAUUCUGGAAGACUCUGUGGAGGUGGAGGUUAGGCCCCGCUUCCCCCUGUUUGGUGGCUGGAAAACCCACUACAUUAUUGGCUACAAUCUGCCCAGCUACGAGUACCUCUACACCCUGGGGGAUCAGUACGCUCUGAAGAUGAGGCUGGUUGACCAUGUAUAUGAUGACCAGGUCAUCGACUCCCUCACUGUUAAACUCAUACUGCCAGAAGGCGCCAGGAACAUCCAUGUGGAAACCCCCUACCCCAUUGACCGUAUUCCAGACCAGCUGCACUACACUUACCUAGACACCUUUGGCCGUCCCGUGCUGGUGGCGUCUAAAAACAACCUGGUGGAGCAGCACAUCCAGGACGUAGUGGUGCAUUAUACCUUCAAUAAGGUCCUGAUGCUGCAGGAGCCCCUGUUGGUGGUGGGGGCCUUCUACAUCCUCUUCUUCACUGUCAUCAUCUAUGUGCGCCUGGACUUCUCCAUCACUAAGGACCCUGCUGCAGAGGUUCGUAUGAAGGUGUCCUCCAUCACAGAGCAGGUCCUGACCCUGGUCAACAAGCGUUUAGGGCUGUACCGCCACAUGGACGAGGUGGUGAAUCGCUAUAAGCAAUCUCGAGACACAGGGGCCCUGAACAGCGGCCGCAAGACCCUGGAGGCCGACCACCGCACCCUCACCAACGACAUCAGCUCCCUGCAGGCCCGCCUUAAAGCAGAGGGCUCCGACCUCGCAGAUAAGGUGGGUGAGGUGCAGAAGCUGGACGGCCAGGUGAAGGAGCUGGUGUGUCGCUCCUGGCAGGAGGCUGAGCGCCUGGUGGCAGGCAAGGUUAAGAAGGAGGCCUACGUCGACAACGAGAAGACCCUCUCUAGCAAGAGACUGGAGCUGGUGACCCGCAUCGACAGUCUGCUGGACACCCUGUAAACACCACUAUACACAUGUCAGUGUACAAAACACACGUGCUGCCCCAACUACACAUCUGUUGAUCCGGCCCUGCAGUUAUUAUAAAAUAAGAAAUAUUUACCUUUGCACACAUUCCCCCGUAAGCUCAUUGACCAUCCCACAAAGUACACACACUAAAGGAACCUGUAGGUGCAUGCAAACACUUGUGCCUUUGUGCCUCGCUAGAAACACAACAGCGUUAUGCUUAACACCACAGGGAACGCUUGCGUCACAACUUACAUGGCAGUCUAAGUUAAAUUGUGUGGAAGAGCUCUGUUGUUCCUCAGAGUAAAUGCAGAAUUUUCAUGUUUAAAUUUGGAAUCUUUUGUGUAUAUACAUUUUUUUUUUUAACCUUUUGUGAAUGGUUGUUGGUGAUAAAUAUUUUUUGGUGUUACUCUUAAGGGUUUUCAUGUCACAUCUCUCCCGUGUCUAUACUCCUUUGAGUCCCUCCAACCUGUGCUCUCUUAAGGGUGGAGUAGUCAUCAGUGCCCCUGAAAUAAGGGAUGGAUCCCUUGUGAGUCAAACAGUCUCUAAAUGUCUUCGUCAUAUUCUUUGCAGUUACGAACUCUUGUUACUUCCCCCUGGCUGUUAUAUUUGAACAAAGUUGAAGCUCUGAAACGGUGUGGACCCCAAUCCAAAAGGUUACCAUUUUCAUGUUAAGUUUGUCAUUGUCCCUCUGUAAUAUUUUUUAACAUUUUGUAUAAUUUCUCUUUGUAAAUGGUAUAUUUUCUUUGAUAGUUUUAGUGAAUGCAUGAGAAUAGGCCGUGUGUAUGGGGCAGUCGAAGACGCUGAGUGAUAAUGUAUGUGAACCUGUAUCGUUAGUAAAUGAAAUGUGGGAAAAUGAA
Messenger RNA from Salmo salar (Atlantic salmon), 2807 nucleotides. RefSeq names its product dolichyl-diphosphooligosaccharide--protein glycosyltransferase subunit 1. The record is from RefSeq and is a predicted model, not a curated record. Lineage: Eukaryota; Metazoa; Chordata; Actinopteri; Salmoniformes; Salmonidae. Gene Ontology annotation, cellular component: membrane; oligosaccharyltransferase complex.